This is a messenger RNA of Astyanax mexicanus (Mexican tetra), 1308 nucleotides long. RefSeq names its product procathepsin L. Gene Ontology annotation, cellular component: lysosome. NCBI's taxonomy places the organism in Eukaryota, Metazoa, Chordata, Actinopteri, Characiformes, Acestrorhamphidae. The transcript is spliced from 9 exons. The coding region runs from base 98 to 1108 and encodes 336 amino acids. Gene Ontology annotation, molecular function: cysteine-type endopeptidase activity. The record is from RefSeq and is a predicted model, not a curated record. Gene Ontology annotation, biological process: immune response.
UAAGAAAUAAACAGGGCGGAGCUUCAUUCUAUAUUAACCUGCACACUUUGUGACAGUCACACAGGCAGGUCUUCAGGACUCCAGGAGAUCAGUCAGAAUGAGGGUGCUACUCGCUGUCGCCGCUCUUGUGGUCGUGGUUGGUGCAGCCAGUGUCUCAGAGGAGGACCAGGAGUUUGAAUCCUGGAAACAGGAGCAUGGUAAGAGUUACAGUUCUGAGGAAGAGGAGUCUCAUCGUAAGAUGAGCUGGCUGACCAGUCGUAAGCUGGUUCUGGAGCACAACAAGCUGGCUGACCAGGGCCUUGAGAGCUACACACUCGAAAUGAACGAGUUUGCAGACAUGGAAGACCAGGAGUUCCAGGACAUGUACACCGGCAGCCUGGAUUCUAUGAACGACACCGAGACCGACACCCUCUGUACCGCUACAUUUACGCCAGAGAAUGAAGAGGAUACUCUGCCCUGCAGAGUGGACUGGAGGCAGGCGGGAUACGUGACGGGCGUUAAGAACCAGAGGUCCUGUGGCUCCUGCUGGGCCUUCAGUGCGACGGGGGCCCUCGAGGGUCAAAUGUACCGGAAGACAAGGCAGCUGAUACCCCUGAGUGAGCAACAGCUGAUCGACUGCUCCGGGAGAUAUGGAAACCAUGGCUGUAAGGGUGGUUUGGCAAUCCGGGCCUUUAGGUACGCCAUGCACAGAGGUCUGGAGGCAGGAUACAACUAUCCCUAUAGGGCCCGGAGGUCCAGAAGAUGCCACUUUAAUCCAUGGAAGGUUAGGGCUACCUGCCGCGGCAUAGUGUGCUUGCCCAGAGGAAAUGAGAAAAUACUGAAGUUUGCUGUGGCCAAAAUCGGACCGAUUUCAGUAUCUGUAGACUCCUCCAGACGCUCCUUCAGGCUCUACAAGUCAGGUGUGUAUAACGAUCGCCGCUGCAGUAACCAUCGCAUGAACCACGCCGUCCUGCUGAUUGGUUAUGGCAGAGCAGGAGGAAGCAGGCGUUAUUGGCUGGUGAAGAACAGCUGGGGAACUAGGUGGGGUGAAAACGGCUACAUUAGGAUGUCCAGGAACCAGAGGAACCAGUGCGGCAUUGCCACAAGACCCGUCUUCCCUAUUGUUUAAAGAUUAAAGAAAAAGCCGAAGCAGUGAUGAACAUCUCUGGAAAGAGGCUUCAGUCUUACCACAAUGAUCAUAUCCCAUGCAGCAGAAGCAGCAAAAAAAUAUGCUAUUUUAUACUAUAUCUUUUUUCUUUAAUGUCCUGCUUUUACGUAAUUCUUUCUCUAUGAUCAGCUGUUGAGAGAAAGCAGCAGUAUUAGCUAGAC